AUGGAAAGUGAGGUGCUCGACUUUGCUAAACUUUUCGAAUUAUAUUCUUGGAAAGAAAUCAAAAAUUGUCCUGGACGAUACGUAUUGAAUAAUCAAAUACUGAUACAAAUAUUUACAAGUGAAAUAUGUCGAGAUGCAAUACACAUUGGCAAAUUCACUGAUGGUGGUUUAUUAUCCUACGGAAAAUCUGAUGGUACAUAUGUUCAUACUUUGAAUAAUUCGUCUGGCUUGACACGAAAAAUGAACCACUUGAACAUACAUUUCGAUAACGAAACUAUACGUUGA
This is a messenger RNA of Adineta ricciae, 285 nucleotides long. The record is from the annotation of a GenBank genome assembly. Lineage: Eukaryota; Metazoa; Rotifera; Eurotatoria; Adinetida; Adinetidae.